UACAUCGCUGCAUGUUAUCUUUGUUUAGUUCCCGUUCAAAGGAUGUUUUGUGUUCCCGCGGUAGGUGUGGGGGCAUUUGGAGCGAAAGACUGCCACCUGCAUCCUUUGUUUAUUGUUACAAGUUGCUAUGCGUUACAAGUCAGUGCUGUAUCACAAAGAGAGGGAAACAAUAAUGUGAAGUUCUUAGUGUGACGCCUUUUUGUCUUCCUAAUACUAUAAUAUAAUAUUAUCAACUAGCAGCAAAUCAAUAAAUUUAUUAUGUAAAUACCCUCUAAUUGGAUUAGAUUUGCUCAACCGGAAGUGUUAUCUAAAGGUAAACGCCGAAAAGAAUAGUAAUUGUUAAAAUUCCUUUACACCUGACGAGAUUUGGACAAAAUCGGUGCAAACAGACGCUGAUCUUUAAAAAACACUUUCGUUGCUGUUGGAAGGUAAUGAGAUAUGGCUCGUGAUGACAUAGAUGAUGUAGAUGCUAAAUACGGCAAGAAGUUAUCUCACGAACGCAAUUAUAAACCUCCAUUAUGGCGUAAACGAUCCUGUACCGAUGUGCCAUGCUUCUUGUUGUUUUUGGUCUUUCUGGGAGCUUGGAUUUUCAUUGCACAAUAUGCACUGCGCAACGGCGACUUGAAUAAAUUGGUCGUUCCCACCGACUCCUUUAACAAAAAAUGUGGCAUAGACUCUGGUGUGCUCGACAAGAAGUAUUUAUUCUUUUUCAAUUUGGACAAAUGUUUGGAUCCCCUAGUUCCCAUCACCGGAUGUCCCACUCCACAGAUAUGCGUACAACAAUGUCCCAAAGAGACUUUUAUAUGGGAUGUGAUGAAAACCCAGAAUUUGCCAGUUUCCGAGUUAAAAUCGCGCAUGAUAUGCAUUACAGAGGCUGAGAAGAAUGCUCUGCAGACCAUUGAUGAUAUGCAGAGGGCAAUCAAUGAGGAACGCUGCGCCAGGUGGUACAUAAAAAGUGCACCUUUCCUAAAUCGUUGCAUUUGGGAAUUUUCGGCCAAGACCUGCGAAUAUAUACCAUCCUUCCUAUUGCAACGUUCACAAAGGGAUCUCACAAAUGCCAAAGCCUUAACAACCGCUCAUAUUGAUGUUCGCAAUGAGGAACAAUUGCAAGCAUUAGCUCUUACCAUGUUCCCCGAAGCUCAGGCUUUGGUUUCGAAAAAUAAUGUUGACUCAAAGUUAGCAGCAGUUAACGAAGAACCAAAUACCCAAUGUAGUCGUCGUGAGACGGUUAUCAAGGAAAAGAUGCUUCAAACCGAUACUAGACUCUCCAAAUUCAUUGGGAACAUUGUGGUGCAUUUUACUAAUGGCACCCAUGAGGCCCAGCGUGUGGGCGACUAUGUGGUAGAGGAUAUCGUCAACUCAUAUGUAGUGAUUUUGACCGCUAUUCUGUGCACAUUGGUGGCCACUUUCAUUUUCAUUGCUCUUAUGCGUUGGUUAGCUGCUCCGUUUUUGUGGACAUCGAUUUUUGGAGUAAUUGUCGGCUUGGCGGUUGGCAUAUAUUUUACCAUCAAACAAUAUACAUUUUAUCAUCGAGAAGCCACAGUACCCCAACACGGGCUCAACUUGAAUUCUGCAGUUAAAAAUAUCUUGCAAGAUGAACGUCUUUGGCUUUACUUAAGCAUUUUCCUUUCAAUAUUUUUGGUAAUUCUUCUAUUGUUGUUGAUAGUGUUACGUAAUCGCAUCAACAUAGCUGUAGCACUUAUCAAAGAAGGCAGUAAAGCGGUAUCUAGCGUCAAAUCAACGGUCUUCUUUCCCAUUUUCAUAUGGAUUCUUUUCAUAGCGGCCAUAGUGUACGCGAUCGGUGUUGGUCUUUAUUUGGGAUCCAUUGGUAAAAACUCGUUUAGAAUGAUAAGACUAUUGGAUCCAAAUAGUCUAACAGGUGUGACCCAAGAAAAUUGCAAGUGCGAUGGACCCGCAAUUAAUUACACUGUGGGAGCGAGUUGCGAUCCAACUACUUUCGAACAAAAUUGCUACAUUGCGGAUACAUCGCUAAGUGGUUUAUUUAGGCAGUCACAACGUGCACCAUGCAUGAAGACAAUGUGCAGUUUUGUCAAAGUUGAACACACCACCAUGGUCAAUUGGUUUAUUGCCUACAAUGUCUUUGGCUUCCUUUGGCUGACAUUUUUCAUCGAUGGUUUCAGUGACAUGGUGUUGGCCUGUACAUUUGCCACCUGGUAUUGGACAUUCAAGAAGAAGGAUGUGCCAUUCUUCACUCUGACAAAAUCUAUUUUCCAAACGACAUUCUAUCACUUGGGUACAUUGGCAUUUGGCUCAUUAAUAUUGGCCAUAUGCCGAAUGAUACGGCUAAUCCUGGAGUACAUUGAUAGGAAAAUAAAAAAAUACGACAAUGCCUUGACACGAGCCAUUCUGUGUUGCAUGAAAUGUUUCUUUUGGCUUUUGGAAUCAUUUCUAAGGUUUCUGAGCAAAAAUGCCUACAUAAUGUGUGCCAUUCAUGGCAAAAACUUUUGUUCCUCUGCCAAGGAUGCUUUCAAUCUAACCAUGCGAAACUGUCUCAGAGUUAUGACGCUGGACAAGGUGACCGACUUUCUUUUCUUCAUGUCAAAACUUUUGAUCACGGGAUGCGCCGGCGUUGCUACUUAUUUCUUUUUGGUAAAUAAUCCAUCCAUUGUGCAGUUACACUACAACGCAGUUCCCACAGCCAUUGUCAGUAUUUUAUCCUUCCUUAUAACAACUGUAUUCUUCGGCGUCUACUCCAUGGCGGUGGAUACACUUUUCUUAUGCUUCCUUGAAGAUAUUGAGCGCAACGACGGCUCUGACGAAAAGCCCUACUACAUGUCCAAGCAGCUUAUGAAAAUUUUAGGCAAACGCAAUAAGACGUCCAAAAGGACCCCAUAAGAAUAAACAUUUUCAAUUAUAAGUAACGUAACACAAUGUACCCAGAGAUGUGUUUCUCAUAGAGUUAUAGAAUAUGGUGCUGAUAUGCGAUGUUUAUACCCUAUAAGGAGUAGUAAACAUACAUACAUUUGUACGUGCAGGGGAAAUCAUUUUGUCGAAUAGAGAUCCUUCCAAAAACUAGAUGCGGUAUAAACCAAACCAAAAGACAUACACCGACUGUGUUUAUAAACCCAAAAAGUUGCAAUAAAAGUACAUCUAAAUAUUUAAGGAUUUUGGUUGUGUUAAAAUAUGAACAUUCCACAUUAAAACGAGCACGAGAGGACAAACAAAAAUUUUCGUAUAAACUGUUUUUUAUUCAGCAAAAGGUUGUCGCUUCCUUAUGUGUUGUGUAAAUGUAUUCAAUAGCAAGCGCAUGUCGGCUUAGUACACUAGCGCCAACCUGAACUGAAACCAGACGGCCAACUUAUAAAAUACCAAAUUUUAAUGUGUUUUAGUUUCAAUUCAAAUGCCAUCCCUGUGAAAUUUACAUUUUUUCAACGGUACGAAAACUGCGACAGCUCAAAAACAAAAACUUAAAACUUUUCACUUUAAAACACUUCUAUAGUUUUUGUGUCCAUUUCAAAAAUAUGUUUAUCCAAAGCUGUGAGAUUUUUCGUGGAAUACACCUACAAAACGAACCAAUCUAUUUAUUAAACAUUAAUUUAUGUAUUUAGUAUAUACGUAACUUAAAAAUACAA
This is a messenger RNA of Stomoxys calcitrans (stable fly), 3593 nucleotides long. RefSeq names its product choline transporter-like 2 (gene Ctl2). Gene Ontology annotation, molecular function: transmembrane transporter activity. Gene Ontology annotation, biological process: transmembrane transport. Gene Ontology annotation, cellular component: membrane. NCBI's taxonomy places the organism in Eukaryota, Metazoa, Arthropoda, Insecta, Diptera, Muscidae. The record is from RefSeq and is a predicted model, not a curated record. The coding region runs from base 439 to 2856 and encodes 805 amino acids. The transcript has 3 exons.